AUGCGGUGCGUACCGGGUGUCAUUCCGUACGCCAUAGGCAGCCGGUCUUACGAGCGAGCCGCGCAGUUCGCCAAGGAGGUCGGCAUGGCUGACGACGCCGCGAUUUACGGCAGCUACGCUGAGCGGAUCCAGAAGCCCGUGUCGCUGAAUGUGGACGACCUGAAUACCAUGAUCGCAGCCGUCGAUUCGGCGGGGGUUCAGAUCAUGGACGGCACGAUGUGGAUGCACAACCCACGGGCAGCCGAAAUGAAAGCGGCCAUGCAGGACAGCAAAUCCUUCGGGCAGCUCAUGCGCGUGACGUCAAAUUUCUUCUUCCCGGGAUCAGAGGAAUUCAUGAAGAGAGACAUUCGGCUGAAGAAGGAUUUAGACGGAUUGGGGUGUUUGGGAGACAUAGGGUGGUACUGCAUCCGAGCGGCACUCUGGGCUGCAGAUAUCGAGCCUCCAUACAAAGUGCUUGGUCUCCCUGAUCCCAAGGUUAACGAAGAAGGCGUUUUGAUUCGCUGCGGUGGUUACCUGUGCUGGCGAAACGGGUUAACUGCUCUGUUCCAGUGCGGAUUUGAUUCUCCUAGUUCUCAGCGCCUUGAGUUUGCAGGCUCCCUCGCUACAAUCACACUCGAGGAUUUCACCAUCCCCUUCCAAGAGAAUAAGGUCGAGUUUGUGAUUGAAAAGGGUUCCAGGUGGCCAAAUUCAGAUCUAGUGGUGGAAUCAACGGUGGAGAGAAGGGAAGUUGUGCUGACGUGGACGCAGGAGGCAAUGAUGAUUGCUGAGCUGGCACGGAUUGUGAGGGGGGUGAGAGGGGGGGGAGGGAAGUCGGCAUUGGAUCGGAAAUGGGUGGAUAUGAUGGUGCUGACACAGCGGGUGGUGUGUGCCGUGCAUGACUCCAUUGUGCAGGGAGGGGUGCCAGUGCUUAUAGAGCAGGGUCAGGAGCAAGGUCAGGAGAAAGGUCAGUAG
Messenger RNA from Closterium sp. Yama58-4, 951 nucleotides. NCBI's taxonomy places the organism in Eukaryota, Viridiplantae, Streptophyta, Zygnematophyceae, Desmidiales, Closteriaceae. The record is from the annotation of a GenBank genome assembly.